Molecule: messenger RNA, 822 nt
Organism: Rubroshorea leprosula
Lineage: Eukaryota; Viridiplantae; Streptophyta; Magnoliopsida; Malvales; Dipterocarpaceae
Source: the annotation of a GenBank genome assembly
AGGUUGGAUUUGUUGGGUUACAACUUUUGACACUAUGAAACUUUCCUAAGUUUAUCGAAAUAUGGCAUAUCAAAAGUCCUCAAGAACUCCUAGAUUUCAGACAACUUCAACUACCGGAAAUUUGUAAUUGUCGCAAGUUCAGUAUGUUGGGAAGGCUUCAGAGACUAGACAAGCUCCAAGUAUGGAAUUGUGAUUCACUUGAAGAAAUAUUUGAGUCUAAAGAACCUAGUGUUAGCCAAUCACAAGCUCAAAAGCCCACUCCGCUACCUUUGUUGGAAACUGUCACAUGCUUGGAGGAUGAUGUGAAGGAUGAGAUUGUAUUUAGCAAACUCAAGUAUUUGCAACUUUGUGGUCUACCUAGACUUUCAAGCUUUUGCUCCGUUAAAUGCAAGUUUGAGUUCCCAUUUUUGGAAGAGGUGUUUUUGAUGGAUUGUUCCAGUAUGCAGACUUUCUCUAUGGAUGAAAUAAGAACGCCAAAACUGCAGAAAGUAAAAUUGCCUGGAGAUGAAGAUGAAGGCUUUUGGGAUGGCAACCUAAACUGGAACAUACAACUACAUUUCAUGCAAAAGAGUCAAGGUGAUUCUGAAAAUUGAGAUCAAAGAAAUUGCAGCUCAUGUCCUUUCCAAGUGAUUUUUGAUGGUGAGUUCGUCUUAUGCUUCCGUCAUCUCUACACUUGAUUGAUAAGGGUACAUCUCUUGUUUGAUAAGGCUGCUUUCUUAGUUCGUUGCAGGUCUGAAUGGUGUACACGUAAGUUGGAUGUGCGGUUGUCACAUUGCUUGGUGCCCAGAAUGUUGCCUCACUAACUAAAAUUGAUCCCUUUUU